Glossina fuscipes is the source of this 1353-nucleotide messenger RNA. Its product is annotated as interleukin enhancer-binding factor 2 homolog. The coding region runs from base 105 to 1286 and encodes 393 amino acids. The record is from RefSeq and is a predicted model, not a curated record. NCBI's taxonomy places the organism in Eukaryota, Metazoa, Arthropoda, Insecta, Diptera, Glossinidae. The transcript is spliced from 3 exons.
CAAUAACUAACGCGAAAAUCGAUUAUUUACUAAGCAAAGCAAACGGCUCGUCUGCUAAAAACAGAUUUGUGGCGUGAAAGUUGUAAAAGUGAAAUAAAAUUAAAAUGGUACGAGGUGGUAUACGCGGCGGGCGUCCUAUGCGAGGACCUAUUAGGUCGCCAUUCAAGAAAACUUUUGUACCACGACACCCUUUCGACUUAACUCUUGCUGAAGUUCUUUUUCCAAAAGUAUCGCCAGCCGUAGAUGACGCUGCAUUAACCGCGGCAUUGCUUAAAAGAAAUCAAGACUUGAGUCCGACUCCACCUGAACAAACCUCUGUCGGAAACUUGGUGAGUAAGGUACAAUCAGUAUUGGAUAACCUUGUUGUAGCCCCCGGCGAUUUUAAUACAUGCCAAUUGGAAGAAGUGCGGCAAGUUGGCUCAUUCAAAAAGGGGACAAUGCUUACUGGGCACAAUGUGGCUGAUGUUGUAGUUAUAUUGAAAACUUUGCCGACGAAGGAGGCUUGUGAUGCUUUAGCUAAAAAGGUUGAAGCUGAUCUUAAAAAUGCUAUGAAAACUGAAGUGCUUACGAAAGCCGAUCAAAUCACUACCGUCACCAGUGAUCGCGGUUUCGAAAUAUCAAAUUCUCAGGCCAAAGUACGUAUACUUAUAACAACAUUGCCACAAAACAUGAGAAAGUUAGAAGCUGAUAUACAUCUCGAUUCUAAAAUAAUGCAAGCUCACUUGGCAGCAAUCCGUCAUACUCGUUGGUUUGAAGAAAAUGCCCAUCAUUCUUCAAUUAAGGUGCUUAUACGCAUUUUGAAAGAUCUUACGAAACGUUUUGAGGCUUUCGCGCCCUUAUCACCGUGGAUGCUCGAUCUGAUGGCCCAUUUAACUAUUAUGAAUAACCCGUCUAGGCAGGCUCUUCCAAUUAAUCUUGCUUUCCGGAGAGUAUUCCAACUUUUAUCGGCCGGCUUAUUUUUGCCUGGUUCAGCUGGUAUUACGGAUCCUUGUGAACCUGGUCACAAUCGGGUACACACUGCUAUGACUUUAGAGCAACAAGAUGCAUGCUGUUCGACUGCUCAAACUUUGUUACGCGUUUUGGCUCACGGUGGCUAUAAACAUAUCCUCGGCAUGGAGGGUAGUAUAGAUAUUGUACGCCAAAUGUCUGUAUGGAACGGCGUUGUCGUGUCCCCAUUGGAACCGGUUUACGAAAAACCAAUCGAUAAAAAAGAUGAAGAAGGUGUCGAAGACAUGGAAUCUGUUGAGAACGAUAACGUAAUGGAAGAUGAUGAACAAGGAGAAUAAAGAAAAAACAUAAAGAAAAUGUCUUGUUCCUUAAUUAAUGGAUGAGUAUUUAUUAAAUAGAAUUAUU